CACCCAAGUCACAUCAACCAAAAGCACACACACACACACACUUACAAAAACAAAAAGAAUAAAGAUGGGAAUCAUUUGUAAGAGUGUUUCUCUAACUCUCUUAGCACUUUUGUGCUUCACUUCCUCUGUUUUCACCUUAGGAGUGAAUCAACCUGGUUCUGCUCCCUUCCAUGGCCUUCCCGACCUUACCCUACCAUCCCCCCCACCGAUCAAAGCUCCCAUCAAAUUACCAACACUCCCACCGACCAAAGCUCCCAUCAAACUACCAACUCUCCCACCGGCCAAAGCUCCCAUUAAACUACCAGCUUACCCACCAGCCAAAGCUCCCAUUAAGCUACCAACUCUUCCACCAGCCAAAGCUCCUAUUAAGCUACCAACCCUCCCACCGAUCAAGCCUCCGGUUCUCCCACCAGUUUCCCCUCCUAAGCUCAACAGGACUCUAGUGGCCGUGCGGGGUUUAGUCUACUGCAAACCCUGCAAGUACGCUGGUGUCAACACCCUCAUAGGCGCCAAACCCGUUAAAGAUGCUGUGGUGAGACUUGUGUGCAAGAACAAGAAGAGCUCAAUAUCGGAGACAAAGACGGACAAGAACGGAUACUUCAUGUUCUUGGCUCCUAAGACGGUGUCCAGCUAUGCUAUCAAAGGUUGCCGAGCUUUCCUCGUGAAGUCGCCGGAUGCCAAAUGCAGCAAAGUGUCGAAGCUCCACGGUGGAGACAAGGGAGCCUACCUAAAGCCGGUCAUGAAACCAGGACCGUCCUCGGUCAUCAUCAACAAGCUCAAAUAUGCAAUGUUCAACGUUGGUCCAUUCGCAUUCGACCCUGCCUGCCCCAAAUGAGAUGGUUUUAAACUUUUAAUAAUACAGAUAGUUAAAAACUUUUAUUAUGUGGAUUAAACACAAUUUAGUGAUUGGGUUUGAUUGUAUCACACAGCUUGGGUUUGUUUGUAUGGGCUUUUGUUAUGCUUAGUGUCUUUCUAAUUUGCUUCUUUAAUAAAAUAACGGUGA
Capsella rubella is the source of this 1003-nucleotide messenger RNA. Its product is annotated as non-classical arabinogalactan protein 30. Bases 65 to 835 code for a protein of 256 amino acids. The transcript has 2 exons. Lineage: Eukaryota; Viridiplantae; Streptophyta; Magnoliopsida; Brassicales; Brassicaceae. The record is from RefSeq and is a predicted model, not a curated record.